AUGUUUAGAAUUGAAUCCUACAUUACUCCUAUAUUACUAAGCUAUGUCGACAAAUAUGUUAGAGAUUUUAGACCAGCUGAUGCACAAUUGUCACUAUGGGGCGGUGGAGUAGCUCUUCACAAUUUGGUCCUCAAAGCAGAUGUUCUACAGCAGGAAGUUUCACUGCCUUUUACACUUGUCUCAGGGCGUAUACAUGAGCUUUUAAUCCAAGUGCCAUGGACAAAGAUAAUGUCCGAGCCAAUAGUUGUCACCAUAGACACUAUAGAAUGUGUUUUAAGUCUACAUCCUCCUCCUGAAGAGAGUCCACCACCAGAAGCCCCAAAAACUCAAGUUGUGGAAGCCCCGCCUGGCUACAUGCGCGCUUUGGUUAGACGCGUUGUGAGCAAUAUAGCUCUACGUGUACACCAUCUUAUUGUGAAGUAUGUCCAAGAUGACAUUGUUUUGUCCCUCAAUGUGAAACAUCUUGCGGUCGACAGCGCUGGCCCCAGCUGGGAACCAGCAUUUGCUGACAUAGACGCGGCCGAGCCUGCUUUGCGGCGCCUUGUUAGGCUCGAUGAUCUCACACUCUGCCUCGACCGCGCUGAUGCAGAUGGCAAGAUACGCUUCUAUCAGGAACCAUUGCUCUACCGAUGCCAGCUUGACUUCAGGGUCCUUACGCGGCUGGUGUCGGCGACGAGGCGACGCGCGCGCUGCGUGUCGGUGCGACUGCGCGCGGCGCGGCUCGCCGGCGGCGCCAGUGGCGAGCAGUUGGCGCUCCUGGCGCGGCUGGUGCGCGAGCGGCCGCCACCGCCACCGCCGGCGCCGGCGGCCGCGCACCACGCCGCCCACGCGCCCCCGCCGCCGGCCCCAGCGCAAUUUACGGUUACUAGUAACCAGUUCCGCAGUCUCGUUCUUAUAGUGCAAAGAUAUCGCCUGCCUAUCGUAAAAGGCGACAAAAUGGAGACCCUGGGUUCAUGGACGAUCGAGGUGGAUCCGGCGGGCCCUACGGGGUACCCGGUAGGGGCCACAUCAUGCAGUGACCUUGUGUUGCCUGCAAUGCAGCAAGGAAAUCGGGAAGCGAUGUCAACGGGCUCGCUGGAGGGCGUGCGCUCGGACAGCUGGUCCGAGUGGGCGUGGUCGUGGUUGCCGGCGUGGGAGAGCGCCGCGGGGGAGGACGCGCCCGCGCCCCCCACACCGGCCCCCCUCGCCUUCGCCGCCUACUUCGACGACGUCUCCUUCACUUUCAAGGUGAUGGAGACUGAUGGCGGUGGCAAGAGGCGGGCGCGGGCGGUGCUGGAGCUGGCGGCGUCACACGCUGCGGUCAAGAGCUUGAUGUGCUCGCCGACCACGCUGCGAGUGCGAGGAGGGGCACGUUUGCUGGAGCUCCGCUCGCAUGGGCGAUGCGUCUGCGGCCACUCGCACCACUACGCGUCGGACGAAAAACCGACGGUAUAUCUUAGCAACGUUGAAAACUCAGAGGAGUCGUGGAGUUGGCCCGAGGAAGAUAUAGGCAGUGCGGAAAUAGAGACGGCGGUGGCUGUCGACGAGCAGUUCCGUGCCACUCCAGAAAUGGCAAAAAGUAGUCGUGAUUUGAGUAUCGUGACUGAUACGACCGAAGCGAGUCCGGAAAGCUAUGACCGAAUCACUUGUAGUACUUCCGAUGACAACAACUUGGAAAUGGCUAACAACCUGAACAGUGAGGAAACAGAACCGUUCCAGGGCACAACAAACAAGAAUCCUGAAGACCCUGAGCAUCAUCAAGACGAAGAGAGCGAUGAGCUGUGGACUAAGAUGGCGCCCGUCGUGUUCCUCGAAUGUUACCACGAGAGGGCGCCACCCAACUCCUUAACUGACCCCUACGACAAUCCGCCACUCGACUUCCAGUACAGCGACUGGACGGAGGAAAGCGGUGUACGGGUGCGCGUGCGACCUAUGCUGGUGGUCGUCUGUGGUGGGCUGCUGCACAGGCUCUCUGCCGUGACUGACCUCGCCCUCCACCUGCCCCCACACCAAACGCCUGAGCUGCCGAUACGCACGCUGACGGUCGAGGAGUGCGAGUCGCUGUCGGAGAACCUGCCGCAGAGGCGCAGCAGCCUCGAGGUGCGGGGGCUGCGGGUGCGCGUACUGCCGUGGGAGCACUCGCCGCGGGCCGCCGCCCCACCGCUCCUGCUCGAGCUCGAGCUGCCGCACACGGAGGCCACCCUGACCGGGCCCCUCUACCCCUACAGGGUGUGCUCGGCCGCGUGCCAGAUGCCCGAGGACGAGGGGCCCGUGUGGAGGGGGGCGCGCGUGCAUUUGGCGCUGAGCGUUCGCGACGCACAGGCGGGCCUGCGCGCCUCCCCCCCUCCGCGCCGCGCCCCCUACCACGCCAAUAUAGGCGAGGCAAGCGUAUGUGGUUCCCCCGCCCGCUUGCAGGCGUCUCGAGAGGUGAUCUCAUCGUUGAUCAGCUGUCGCCCAUCUACGCUGCUUGCUAGAACCACGCUCGCGCAAGAUGCACUUAAUGACGAAGAGGCCGUGGCAGUGGACUUGACCCUGGAAGAUUUGACGGCGCGAGGCUUCCUCACCAGCGGUUUGCGCACGCACAUAGUGACGCUGCACGCCGCCAGGGCCAUCGCACUUCACGCGCCAAAGGGUGGUGAUAUGAAACAGGCAUGGCUAUUCUCUGGACCCGAGUCGCCAACUACAUCGCCGUACGUGCGCGUGGCGGUGCAGUGGUGCGCGCAGCACGGUGCGGGCGCGGCGGGGGAGGGGCUAGAGUUCGCCGGCGCCUGGCUCGAACCGACCGCCCUAAGCCUCGACCCGCUACUAGUCGCCGGACUCUCCUACUCACCGCGAUUCCUACCGAUGCCCCUGGAACCACAAUUUACUGGGAGUACCACGAAAACUAUGUCUUCAUCACAAUAUUUUAUGCUGCGUCGGACCACACCACCAUCGUCGAGCGGGCGGGGCGGCAGCCGUGCGGGCUCGGGCGCCGAGGUGCACGCGCGGCCCCGCAGCAGCGCCGCGUCCAGCAGCGAGCCGAGCGACAGGAGGCGGCACGCGGACACAACGGAGCCCCCCGCGCCGCCGGCGGGGGGCGGCGCGUGGUGGCGGGACGGGGAGCGGGCGGUGCGCGCGCACUCGCGGCUGCGGCGCGCGCUCGCGUGCUGCGAGCUGGGCCUGGUGCAGCUGUACGUGCCCGCGGCGAGCGCGUCCGCCCUCGGCGGCGGCUGCCUGCGCGACUCGCUCGAGCGGCACGCCGCCACGCGGCCCGUGCUCGUGCUCAGCCUGGGCCAUCUGUCGAUGCACUCCAACAGCGUGAUGAGGCACCUGUGGAGCGAGAUCCGACACGACGGCCCCACAUUCUUGCCCACGAAGGCGGACCAGAGCCAGGCCGUUGCAGCCGCGGCCGACUCGUUCCCGUGGCGGCUGCGCGUCGCGGACGUGUCGUGCUACACGCUGGAGGCGCGCGCGCACGCGCCCGCCGGCGGCCGCUCGCAGCUGCAGGACGGCCGCCCGGUGGCGCCGCGCGCGCUCCUCGGCCUGCUCACCACCACCGUCACGCUGUCCGUGGUCACCAAGGCGCUGGCGCUGCGCCUGCCGCCGGUCGCGCAGCGCGCCCACCACGCCGCCCACGACGAGAAAGUAAAAUAUUUCACAUCCGGCGUUGACUUCAGACCAUCCACAUUGAAGGAAUUCAUUCGAGGUCCGGCCAAGAAUAAACGAUCAGCAGCAGAGACGAAGCCGCCGCCAACAAUGGCGCCGGAAGCAGCGCCAACGGUAUCUGGCCCGGUCGUGUCGCUGGGCGUGCAUUUGCACGCCGACACGCCGCCUGUCACGCUGCGCCUCGAACAGGACCAGAUCGGCUUGCUGGCGGAGGCGUUGCACUGCCUCACGCACGUUCUGUCUCUGCUGCGUCGAGCCCCGUACUCAGAUGCGCCGACUACCGCACCAGUCUCCAGGUCUUUCAUCAGGUCGGUGCCAGAGGUAGAUAAGCAGCAAACUCCAUCGGAUGAGACAGCUAGUGAAAACCGUUCGGAACUAAUUCCAAUCUACGAAUCCAGUGCUACGAACGUCGGCGGCACGAAGACGUUCGUGUGGAUGCAGUGGGUGGUGUCCCGGGCCACGGUCGCCGUGUCGGCCGAGCGCGCCAGGCUCGCGGCGGACGUGGACGACCUCAUCGUCACGGUGGACUUGCAGCCGCACUACAGCCAGCUGAAGCUCAAGGUGGCCUCCGCAUCGCUCCGCCACUACAGACGGUCGGCGAGCGGGGAGUGGGAGGCGGGCGCGCUGGGCGGGCGCGUGCUGGAGGCGCGGGAGCCCACCGACGCCAAGCAGGACAACCACUUCCUCGCAGUCACCGUCACCCAGGCCCGAAUUUCAAACCUGCCAGUCAGCUGGAAGGAGGAACUGCAUCCCAAGUUGUUGGAACAGAAAUCUUCCGCGGACAGCCUGUGGGAGGUGUACGCGACGAUGGCGCCGCUGGAGGCGGUCGUGCAGGCGAGCGUGGUGCGCCACGUGGCCGAGGUGGUGCGGCUGCUCAGGCCGCGCACAAACGCUGCGUGCGAAACGCACGCACACGCACACGCGCACGCGCACGCGCACGCACACGCACAAGCCCCGCCCCCCACUGAAAACGCGUGGCAACUGCCGUUCUUCUAUAUGACGGCCGGAGGGCUGCGGUUGCUGGUGACCAGCGAGGUUGAGAAAGAGAGCACCGACGACGACACGUUCAUGCUAGUCAUCGGCAAAAUCACCGUCCAUCCACACCCAGAGAAUCCGAUAUGCAGGCGAGUUGUGAACGCGUGCGCCGAGGUGGGCGCGUGGGCGGGCGGCGUGGCGGCGCCCGAGGGCCGCCAGUACGGGGCGUUGGCGCGCGGCGUGGCGCUCCGCUCGGCGCGCUUCCACCAGCUCGUGCGCCAGGAGACGAGCGAAGCGGAAAUCAUGAAAGGCACGGGUGGCGAAAACCCGGCUCUAAAAUGGAGCCAGCCGACCGUUCUACCCGUCAUCACGCCAAUUCUGCACCCCGUGGAGAUGGAGUGCGUGGUGGCGCCGGCGCUGUUGGUGCGCGGCGCGGUCGCCUGCGGCCCAGCACUGGAGUUCAACCUGGUCUCCGACUGCUCGCUGGAGCUGAGCCUGCAGCAGGUCGCGCUCGCCGCCCGCCUGGCGGACGACGUGGGGCGCGCACUCGCACGCAGCCGCGACGUGGAGCUGGAGGUGGAGGAGGCGCGGUGCCCCUACGCCGCCCUCGGCCUUGGCAGGCUACGCCAAGAGUCGCCGCGUACGACCACUGAUACGCCGCCCCCGGUUGCCAUUACUCCACCGCGUGCGACUAGAAGCGAGUCGACGAGAACCGAAGCGUCACGCAGCGCUACCGACUCAGGCGUCGACUCUGUCACCUCGCAGGGCGCACCGAAGCCCACCGCAGAGGGCGCUCCGCCCCUCAAGAAGAGCGUCUCCAUCGCAAUCGCCCCGGACGAAGCCGUGGACCCGUGGGAGUUUCUUGAGGUGUUCGUGACGAUGGGCGUUAUCGAGGCGUCGCUGUACUCUGAGGACGAUGGCUCGCCGGAGCUGGCCCCGUUGAGGACGCGCGAUCCCCCCCCCUCCGGACCACCGGCCGAUCAGCCGCAACUGAAUGCGGAUCUAGACGAAAGCAAGGACACGAGGCGGGAGGAGGCGCAGGAUACUGCGACCCUUGGAAGCUCAGAGUCGGGGCAGUUCAGUAUAAAACCAGUACGCGUGGAGAAAGUUCAUCGCGAUUUGGUGAACUUAAAUUUGCCACACUCGAAGAAAUCUGAGACUACACUGCAUCUCAUCCAAGUGACAUUGCACCAGCCUAACUUGUACUAUUGGCGAAGGGCAUCUGAGAAAACACUGCAGGUGUCGCUGUUCGACCUGGGCGUGUCGAUGGGCGCGCGUGUAUGCCGGCGAACGCUUUUGAGCACGGAACGGGGCGCCCGCGACCCGCACACUGACAUACCGCCCGCCCUCGCCACCCUCAAGCUGGCUCUGCACGCCGAGCCCGCGUCUGCAGUGGGCAGUUCAACAGCGGGCGGAAGUGCAUGUGGCUCGCUGCAUUUAGAUGUCGAACGACCAGUAUUACUUGACCUGUGCGUCGACCGUCUCGUAUGCCUUCACCGGAUCGUGCAACUGGUCAAUAAGCAGAUGAUAUGUCAGGAAAAAAAUGUAGCCGCCGAAGAAAUUGAAAGAGGCCCAAUUUUGGACAGACUUCGGAAAUUUAUGACGCGCCACUCCUUGAGCAGCGUGUCCGUGGAGACGGGGCAGGUGGGGGUGCGGGGCGGCGCGGGGGCGGCGGGGUGGGGCGCGGUGCAGGCGCGCGUGACGAGGGGCGCGCGGCCCGAGCGGCUGGCGGCGCGCGCGCUCGUGCGCGCCCUGCUCGCCUCCGCCGGCGCGCCCAGCGAGUGCCGCCGCCCCCUGCUACUGCCGACCACGCUCGGCAUGGCAAUGGUGGCGACGUGGGACCCGUGGCGGCGGUCGGACGACGGUGGCAGGACGCGGCGGCCCACCGUGAGCGCAGAGGUGGACCUGGAUUCCAUCACUUUGGAGCUCCGGCCCGGCGACAUGGAGUCCGUGGCAGCGUUGCACGCCGCGCUGCAACACCUUCGGGGCGUCGUCCAGGCCACUGUUGACGACUCACAGUCUGAAUCUAUGGUUAGCGUGGAAUCAGAACGGAUCCCCAAAUCGGUCACAACCGUUUCCAGUGGAUCAAACGUCUCGCUGGAAGAGAUCACCGACCAUUACUACAAAGACGAUUUACGGAGCGGCGCUUUCAAACUGCUGAGGGGUGGUCAGCUGCCGAUGGCGUACCAGGUGCGCGCGACAGCGGGCGUGCUCGCUUGGCGCUACCCGCACCCGCGCGCCCUCACGCGUCUCGUAGCCUUCCCCGUGCCCGGAAUCGACGAGGAGGUCGAGUGCGUGCUGGAACUGUUCGAGUCGACGCUAAACCGCUGGGAGCCGCACCUUUACUUCCGUCUACCAACCAACGAACCCCGCGAAAUUAAACUCGACGUUCAACCUUCAGAUAUGGUGUUCGCGACGAUGUGGCGCGUGCGCGUGUGCCCAGACGUGGAGCCGGAGCCGCCGCCGUUCUUGUUCAACGUCAACAAGUUUUCCUUCUGGCCCGAUCCGGAGACGGGGCUGGAGGCGGGCGCCGAGGUGGGCGUGGAUUCAGGGGCGGCGGCGGGAGCGGAGGCGGAAGCGGGUCGCGGCGUGUCAACGGAGCAGCUGUGGAGCGCGCUGCGCGUGGAUUCGUACUUCGCGCCGCGGUGGCUGCCACCAUUGCGGCUCGCAUUCCGCCUGGCCGCGAUGCAUCUGUACCUGCACAACGACCUGCCGCGGCUACGCGGUGAGAAGCUGAGCUGCCUGGAGGGCUACUACGUGUCGCGUCCGCUGCGGCGAUGCCAUCGCGUGCUGGCAUUAGUGCUCUACGACGCUGAGGCCCACUUGCGUCUGGGCGCGCCCGCAGUGCGUCGAUGUCUGCUCGACGCUCGGAUCUCGAGCGACGUACUGGAGUGUUCCACGGGCGAGAUGAAGACCUUCUUGGAGGAGUUUCGCGUGCAGCUGUCGGUGUCGCAGCCGGCCACGAGCGCGUGGCGGGCGCGCGUAUGUGCGGACGUGGUUCGCGUAUCGCUGCACGGGACCCGCUUGAGGACGCUGCUCGCACUGGCUGACGACUGGCGGCACGCCUACCAGCUGCACAUAUUGAACGGGGCAGCUGAGGGGCCGGAGGCGCGUGGCAGCCCUACCGGCGCCGAGGAUUUGAAGUUGCAACUACUGGGGCGCGUGUCGCUUUGGCUGCACAACGAAUGCGCGUCCGCGCUGCGCGUUUCCCAACACGCCACCGACGAACUUUUACCUCUCGGCCCCGCAGCCGUUCUCGCCUACAGGUGGCGCUCACCAUACGAAACGAAAAUGCUCCGAUUUUCGUUGGCGAACCCCUCAGCCGAUUGGCGCUGGUCGAACAGCGUUCCGUUCACGGAGGGUUCGUACCGCGUGCGGGUCGAGGAGGCGGCCGCGUGCGCGCCCUCUGGCGGCGGAGCGGGCUCGGCGCCUGGCGCGGGCGUAUUUCUGUACGCGCGCGUGACAGAGCGGGGCGCGUCACGCACGAUGCGGCUCACCGGCCGCCUCACGCUGGCCAAUAUGCUGCGCCACACGCUACUCUACAAGGUGCGCGCCCGAUGUCCGGUGCAACAGUGGCGCACGGUGGGCGCGGGCGAACUGCACCCGGAGCGUGUCGGCCCCGCCCUCUUAGUCGACUCCGCCGCCGACCUCGCUCUGAAAGUGAAGUUCGUCUCACAUGACACGGGUUGGUCCGGCGAUAUUCCUGUAAAGGAAUGUCCAAAAGAAAAUGUGCCCUGGCUGGUCAAAGUGCCCAGCGGUGGGGAGGUGGCCUACGUGUCGGUGUGGUGCCGCGUGACGCGAGCCCAGACUGACGGCCGCCUGUUGGCCGCUCUGUGGCCCCUGUACGUGCUGCGCUCGCAUUUGCCGCUCGACACCGAUGUGAUGAUAGGCACGGAGCCUGGCGACGGGAGCGAGGGGCAGCCGCUGCCGCAGAGUGCGGGCGUGGUGCAGACGGCGCCGGGGCGCGGAGCCAGCAUCCACGUCGCCGCGCCGGGCACGACCGCCGCACGCCACAGCCUCACCUUCAAAUACAGGAAUAUCGAGUGCCCGGUGACGCGGGACGCUGUGCCGCUGCACUACGGCGUCACCGACACGUCCGUUUUCAACAAGUGCGCGCCCGUCCGGGACAUCGACGAGGUGCUGGACGCCAUCGGCCUCUGGCUUGAGCAGUCGAGCCGGGACGCGGAAUCGGAGUGGCCUUACACGCUGGUGCGAAGUCACUGGCAUGGCACCUGGCAGCCGGCGCUGUUGCAGCCCCGCUGUGACGUCACGGUGCGGUACGCAGCGGUGCGGGCGGGGGGCGGGUGCGCCCUGGAGGCGCGCCUAUGCCCCGCGGCGCUGCUGGUCAACGCCGCGCCCCUAGCCCUAACGCUGCGGGCCCAUGACGCCGUGCCGCUGUGCCGCCUCGAGCCCGGCCAUGCGGUCUCACCACCCUCCACGCUGCUCACGAAACCGUUCUUCCUCUCGCUGGACGCUGGCCGUGAGACGUUCGUGAGCGAGCCGCUGAGCGUGAGCGCUCGCGAGCCGGGCCGCUACGGCGCACCGCCGCCCGGCCAACUCGCCCUGGACCACGGCGCGAACAUCGCCAUACACUGCAACCAGAAGGUCGCGUUGCUCACGAUGUACUACGAAAUAAAGGAAGACAUAAACGUUCUGGGCAUCACAUCGACGUAUGUCCUAAUAAACAAAAUGGACACGGAUAUUAUGGUGUCAACCAUUGCAGUUCCAGAGGGUUCAGACGAUGAGGUUGUGCUCAAGCCGAAAACUUUCAAAGUUAUUUCACCAUCUAUAAUGGAAGGGGGCGAGGAGGUGGGCGUGCCGCUUUGCCGCGCGUGGGUGUGGGGCCGCUGGCGGGCCGGCGCGUGCGCGCGCGCGUUCGCGUGCGUUUCGCUGGCGGGCGGCGCGGCGGCGCCGGUGCGACUGGCCGCGCCGCCGUCCCGACGCGCACUGGCCCUGCGCGACGCCAACGACCGAUCGGUCGCUGUUGUUGUGACGCAACAACAGCACGAGGGCCGCUGGCAGGUGAUGGUGGCGCGCGACCCCUGCCCCCAGUUCAUGCUGUACAAUCGCUCCAACACCACACUCGCCGUAGCGCAGUACGCAGACCCAGCGCAAAUCGGCCGCGACCCUUCCGCUCCUGUGGUGGCGGCGGCGGAGUGUGCCGGCGCCCUGUGGUGGUGCACCGUGGCGGCCGGCGAGAGCACGCACUACUCGACGCCCGGCCACUGCGCGCGGUACCCGCCGCCCGCGCCCCCCGCCCCGCACCCGCUGGCGGCCCCCGCCCUCGCGUUCCUCACAUUCGCCCACGCCACCGAGGCGGAGCGGCGGCCCGACUGGUGCCCGCCGAUAGCGGUCGCGGACGGCGAGCACCUGGUGCAGCUCGCGGACGGCGCCACGCUCAAGCUGCGCGUGCGCACCGCGCCCCACUCCACGCUGCUCGAGCUGCAGGACAUAGAGCAGCACGAUAUAUCAGCGAGCGACAUACGACGGCGUCUCGUCGGCUCCUCGUCCAGUGUUCAGCUGCAGGAGCAAAGACAUACAACAGACUAUGGACCAAAUGACUUGCAACGAAUUGGCGGCGUGGAGAACCCCGCAAGUGUGGAGAGGAUGCAGACGACGAGCGUUUUAGCAGUAGACAACGCGCAGUUCGACCAAUCCGAUGCCUCGUUCAUGCCACGCGGCGUCCACGACACGGCGGCAGGGGCGGACUGCCCCUCGUGCGGCGGCGCGGCCGCGUGCGAGCGAGUGCGCUGCGAGGUGCGCGGGCUGCGCGUGCGCCUCUCGCUCACCGACGACCGGGCGCCGCUGCUCGCGCUGCACCUGGACAACGUGCGUGCAUCGCACCGCACCGAAGCGCACAGAGGGCGCAGCUCGUUGACGGUGUCGUCGCUGCAAGUGGACAAUGCGCAGUACGCGAGCGGGCAGUUCGACUUCGCGGUGGUGGUGGCAUCUCGGGCGCCGCGGCCGCCUUGCGAACGGUGGCCGCCGCUGUGGGGCUCCGCCUACCAGACCCACGAGCAGCAGCCCCACGAGCACGCCAUACAGCUGGACACCAUCAGCGACGCGUGGUGCGUCGCCCGGCAACACUUCAAUGAACUGACCGAGGUGGAGAUCCGCGUGGGCCCACUGGCGCUGUACGUCGAGGACGCUUACGUGCGCGAGGUUGCCGCUCUGCUCCGCGAGGCGUGGCCCGCGGGCGAGCACGCGCGCGCCAACACGACCGCCGUGGCGCGCACGCUGCAGAGCCCGCUGCGCCUACGGGCGCUCACCGUGCACCCUCUCGACAUCUCGCUCACCCUGCACACAGCGGUCCGCAUGUACAUUGCAUUAGACCAGAGUCCCCUCCGGCUGGGCGCGUUCCAGCUGCGCGAUAUGAUGACCUCGACGGAGCGUCUCACGCACGCACUUACCGUGCAUUACCUCUCAGCCGCUCUGCUCAGCGCCGGCUGGGUGGUGGGCGGUCUGGAGCUGGUCGGGGCGCCGGGGGCGCUGGCGGCGCGGGUGGGGGGCGCCGGCGGGGGGGUGCGCGGGGUGGCCACGGCCGCCGCGGCCGCGCUGCUCCGCUCGCUGAGCGCCGCCGCCGGCUCGCUGGCGCGGAACCUCGACCUGCUCGCCGGCGACCACGACCACGCUCAGCGCGCCGCGGCCGCCAGGAGGCAUCCGCCGCCCAGUUUGUUGGCGGGUCUCGCGGCCGGUUUGACCAACUUCGCCAUCAACAUACUCGGCGCGGUGGGUGGGUUGGCGCAUCACCCGGUGGUGGGGGUGUGCGUGGGCGAGGCGGGUGGUGGGGCUGCUCUACGGCGCGGCCUCCUCGGCGCACUAGCCAAGCCGCUGAGUGCAACGGCUGACUUGGUGGCAUACGCCGGCCACGGCCUAUUGGCUCAGACUGGCUGGGACAUUGUCCCACAGGUGCGCGAAUGGGGCGAGGGGGUGAGCGGGAGGGGCGCGGGCGCGGGGGCGGAGGUGUGGCGGCGCGAGUGCGUGCGCUGGGCGUUCCGGCUCGCCGAGCUGCCCGCCCUCGCCGGCUUCCGGGUGCUGCUCGGGGACGCGCCGCUGCUGCUAGUCAUCACGCACAAGUUUUUGGUAGUAGCCGAUCUCGAGACGGAACGUAUCGUGGAAAUGAUUGAUCUGAAGACCUGCACGGUGCAGCCUUUGGAGGGUCACACCAUAGAGUUGCUGGUUAAGCAACGACGAACUACCAGGAUGACAGAGAGCAGGGGGGGAGCGACCGAUGAAGAUAAUGAGUAUCAGAUCAGCGCCGCGGCGAUGGCGCGCGUGGCGCGGUACACUGGUGCGGGGGUGGGAGGGGGCGCGGAGUGCGCGGGGGGCUCCGGGGUGGGGGGCGCCGCGGGGGCGGGGGCGGAGGUGCGGCCGCUGCUGCUGCGGCCGGUGGCGGCGCACGCGCACUCGCUGCACGACGCCCUCGCCGCCGCGGCUCAGCACAACUGCGCCGCGCACUUCCCGCUCCUC
Molecule: messenger RNA, 12069 nt
Organism: Iphiclides podalirius (scarce swallowtail)
Lineage: Eukaryota; Metazoa; Arthropoda; Insecta; Lepidoptera; Papilionidae
Source: the annotation of a GenBank genome assembly